UGUAUCCGUCGUUGUCCGGGAAUCAUUCAGCCAAAAAUAAUUAUUAGUCCACCACGGCUCUUUCUCGAUGCCAUUUGAGUGGAAGGAGUUGAAGAUUUUGUAGAGGAUUUACUUUCCCAGAACAUCCAGUUUUGUAUUUUUCCAAUUUGAUCGUUUGUCAAAAAAAGAGGAAUCACUAAUCGGAAACAAUCGCAAGUAGGGGAAAAAAUAAGAAACGGCUGGAAGAAAAGUAAGAAAACGAAAACUCACAUGUGUUCGUCUGGUGAAAAGCAAAUUGAUUUCGUUUAAACCCUAAUCCCCCUUUGCUCAUGAGAGAGACGAUUUGUCUCGGAUGAAUUUUUUUCUUUAUUUUGUGAAUUAUUACAAAAAGAGAUUUGUAUAUGUUUUCCUAAAACAAAGCCCAUCGUAUGUAGUAGGCCUCUGCUAUCAAACAAAAUGUAGCCCAUAUAUUUGUAGCUCAUAUAUUAAUAUUAUCUAAAAAUAUUGAUCUAAUUUUUUUAAAGAUAAUUAUUUGCUUAAUAGUUUGUAUGUCCAAUACAAAUUUUAACUCUAUUAAUAUAAAUAUAUAACGAAAUUUAUUUUUCGAAAAUAUUUAUAUUUUUAUUUUUAAAAUUUUAUAUUGUUAAAAUUUUAAACCUUACCCCCAAAACUCUCUCCUUUGACUCUAAACCCAAAUAUGUUUUUUGAAAUACGAAAAGAAAAUUUGAAACUAUUUUCAUAUUUUUAUUUUAAAAUUUUAAUAUGUAUUUUAUAUUGUUAAAAUUUUAAAUCCUACCCUCCAAAGUGUAAAGGUAGUUAAUCCUAGGAAUAUAAGGGUAUAAUUACUUUUUAAUAAAAUAUAUUUUGGUAACUUUUUUUUGUAGAUGUAUUGUGAAAAUAAACUAAAAAAAGUUAUCAUAAGAAAUUUCUUUUAAAGAUAUGUAAAAUAAGAAAAAUUAUAUAGUAACUAAAAUUCUUAUAAUAUGAUCUAAUAUAUGAAAUUAUAAUAUAGAUCUAAUAUAUGAUUAUAAUUUGAAAUAUAUUUCAUCCCGCGCAGGGCGCGGGUCAUCACCUAGUACAUAUUAUAUUUGGAGUGAUUGAAGUUAAACAUUAGUUUUCCUUUCUCUGCAAGGAAAUACAUUACGUCUUAAGCUAAUGGUAAAUAUCAAUCAGAUGACAUGUAGAACAAAGAUUUUGUUUGAUGGGAAGAUUCCAGAAAAAGGCUCAUGAUAGCAAACUAGUUCUGUAAAAGAAAGGACAUUCGUGAAGAUUGUUAUUCUUAGGACAAAUUUGGAGAAACCAAUUAGUAUAUUCACUAAGCUAACCAUUUGCUGCCUUCGCCCUAAAUUUUGAACUUAUUAGUACAAAGAUUGUUAUUCUUAGGACGAAUAUCAAUCAAAUGUCAUGUAGAACAAAGAUUUUGUUUGAUGGGAAGAUCCCAAAAAAGGCUCAUCAUAUCAAACUAGUUCUGUAAGAGAAAGGACAUUCAUGAAGAUUGUUAUUCCUAGGACGAAUUUGGAGAAACUCAUUAGUACAUUCACUAAGCUAAUCAUUUGUUUCCUUCACCCUAAAUUCAAUGUUUUUACUCUUAAAAGAGAUAACAUUCAGAUCAUAAAAUAGUUAUAAUAGGUUGAAGAGCAAUCAAUUCAGAAUUUACAGAGAAAAAACACAUUUUCAGCAUGUGUCCUUCUCAAAUCGGUUUUCACUUCCUUCUCAUUCAGUUUUCUAGUUUUAAAGUUUUUUUUCUCAUUCUAAGAGGGAUGUAUUGAAUUAAGAGUUUAGAAGAUUUUGGAGUAUUUUAAUUUUGGUGAGUUUAGAGUGAUUUUGAAUUUAUUUGAGUGGUUAUAGUAAAUUUUUUUAUAAUUUGAUUUCGUAGAUAUAUUUUAUAAAUUUCAUAAUUUUUCAACUCUUGUUUCAAUAUACACCUCCCCCCCCCCCCCCCCCCCCCCUCCCCAAAAGUAAAUUGGAAUGUUUUUGGUCAAACUUAUUGUUGGUUCAUGAUUGGAGAUUCUAGAAAGUUUUUAAAGUGUACAUUUGACCUUUUCUUAUUUGUGGAAGAGUAGAUAUCAUUUUUGGAAAUAUCACAACUGUCAAAUGUAUUAGAGGAAAAUACAUAUGAAUCCAGAAGCAAAUCUUCUUCAAAAGAAAACAAAUGUAUUUCAGCACAAACAUUAUUUUAAAAAGUUCAAGUAAAAAUCUCAUUUGUAAUUGAAUUUUAAAAAGUAGAACGAAGUUUUUUUUGGAGAAAAAUCACAUAUUUAUCUAGCUAUUUUAAAUUUUGACUAAAUUAAGUGAUAAAUAUUUUUUCAUCUGUGAAAUUUGUUAUCUUAUCUAGUAAUUAUAAAAUCUGAUUGGCUAGCUAAAUUCCUUUGGAUUUAUAAUUGCAUUGAAAAUACAUAUGAAUCCAGAAGCAAAUCUUCUUCAAAAGAAAACAAAUGUAUUUCAGCACAAACAUUAUUUUAAAAAGUUCAAGUAAAAAUCUCAUUUGUAAUUGAAUUUUAAAAAGUAGAACGAAGUUUUUUUUGGAGAAAAAUCACAUAUUUAUCUAGCUAUUUUAAAUUUUGACUAAAUUAAGUGAUAAAUAUUUUUUCAUCUGUGAAAUUUGUUAUCUUAUCUAGUAAUUAUAAAAUCUGAUUGGCUAGCUAAAUUCCUUUGGAUUUAUAAUUGCAUUGAAAAUACAUAUGAAUCCAGAAGCAAAUCUUCUUCAAAAGAAAACAAAUGUAUUUCAGCACAAACAUUAUUUUAAAAAGUUCAAGUAAAAAUCUCAUUCGUAAUUGUAUUUUAAAAAGUAGAACGAAUUUUUUUUUGAGAAAAAUCACAUAUUUAUCUAGCUAUUUUAAAUUUUGACUAAAUUAAGUGAUAAAUAUUUUUUUCAUCUGUGAAAUUUGUUAUCUUAUCUAGUAAUUAUAAAAUCUGAUUGGCUAGCUAAAUUCCAUUGGAUUUAUAAUUGCAGCAAUUGUAUUUUUGUCAUUUGUGAAAUGUGUUAACUUAUCUAGUAAGUAUAAAAUCUGAUUGGCUAGCUAAAUUUCAUUAGAUAUGUAAUUACAGCAAUUGUGUGGACUGAAUAGUUUUUAUGAUAUUUUCCCUAUAAGGAGCCUUUGAUAAGUAAAACAAAACAUAAAGGCUUGGAUGUGUAUUCAAAGUCUGUCUAAGCUUCAAAGAAAAAUUGUCUUCUCCUGUCUCCAGUUUUCCUCUCUUUUCUCGGUGAUCGUCAACUUUUCUCAUUUUAUAAGUCUUCUGUAACUUCUUCCAUCAACAACUCUUAUUAAUCUCUAUGUUUUGCUAGUGUUCGAGAAAUCUUUACACUGCUUCUCUUUGUUGUCUUUGUCAUUGGAUUCAAGUUCUUUUUGCAACCUUUAAACCAUUUUCUCUAGUCUUUUGAUUGGGUCAGGUGUGUGAGUAUUAUGACGAUCUCAAAUUACGUGUUAGACUCAGGCAAAUGGAAUGAAAAGAAUUUUUUUUUUCUUUCUGAUCCCAUGCAUGGUCAUUUCUCUAUAUCUUCUCGUGUGGUGUGAUCCUUUGUUGUGUUUGGGGUGGGGGGGGGGGGGUUAAUCUCUCUUUUGUUAAUGAAAUUAUAUGUGUGAUCAGACCUGCUUGGUUCAAAGUUAUAUGCUUUUGUAGUCUCAAUGAUUUCAUGCAAAUGAGAACUAUUGGUUGUUUUUUUUCUCCUGAUGUUAAAUCUCAUAUAAGCUUAUUUGUUUGGUGUUUUGUUGUUGUUAGGUGACUACAACCCGUGAGAUCUAAAUCCAAUGAGUUCUUUUGGUAACUCGCCUGUUAUGUGCAGCUGGUGCGGAAUUCAUAUUGCACACCAUCAAUGGCGGGAGCAUGUUCAAGUUUGUCGUGUGAGUUUGUUACCUAUAUUUACGUCAAAAUAUAUAAAUGGUUGUUUAUUAUUCUUCUCUAUAUAAAUUUUGUAAUAAAUGGUUUUCAGGGCGCUUAUAAUCAUGCAAGUGUUGCUAUGGCCACCUAUCAAGUCAGUGUUCAGGGCCAUGGUGUAUCUGCUGCAACGUUGACUCAAGGGCAAUGGUAUCAACAACCAUAUCAACAAUACUACCAAAACUAUAUCGGAGACUACAUGCAACAACAACCGAUUCAAUAUCAAAGUUUUGCUCCACAAAAUCAAGACGCUUAUAAUGAGGCAAGUGUUGCUAUGGCUACCACUCAGGCUAGCAUUGCUAUACCCUCCUCUCAAGCUAGUGCUCAGAGUCAUGGUGUAUCUGCUGCAACAUUGACUCAAGUGCAAUGGUAUCAACAGCCAUAUCAUCAGUAUUACGAAAACUAUGUCGGAGACUACAUGCAACAACAACAACCGAUGCAACUUCAAAGUUUUGCUCCCCAAAAUCAAGUAAUCUAUGUGCAGGUGCAGCCACGGGUUCAUCAUGUUGCUCAGACUGAUCAAUCUCAGAUGCAACCUCAACCACAAGUCAAAUCUCAGAGUUUAACUAUGCAUCAACCUCAUGAUGCAUUUUCAUCACCUAAGGACAACACUGUUCAGGAUAGUCUGGCACAAAACACUAUUGGUCAGUGUCAGUCAAACCAGCCACAUGCAUCUUGGACUGGUCUGAACCCUCAACCUAACCAGACAAACCAAGUAGAAUCUCCCCCAAACAAUAUGUUUGAGUAUCAUGAAGAUCAUUUUCCUGAACAGGUAACACAUGUUCAUCCACCUCAACAUAUUAUUCUUAUUCAAAAACAGCAGUCUUUGUUAACAAGUCAACUAACAAGAGAUCAAUAUACGAUGCAACAGGUGCUUAAGUACGGAGGAGCAUCAGUCCCUGAAAGCUCAUAUAUGCAUUCAUUACAUCAACUGAUUUUGUCAAAUCCUUCGUUGCCGCAAAAACAAACAGCAGCAUCAACAACUGAUGUCGUUCAUAAUCAGAUGCAUCAGGAAGGCCCUUCCUAUAAUCUCGAUAUAGCUCUGCAGGAUCAUCAACCUAUUCCUACAAUUCUUGGGGUUCAACCAAACAUGAUACAUUUUUCCGCUACUGCACCGCAGGUGGGCUUAGGACAUGCUGCACCGAGCUUGCAAAGGAUCCCAAAGCAGGUACAUUGGCCACCUUUGGGCCCAAAUAAAGUAAUUCAUAUAUAUGGAGAUAAAGAUGAUGAAGCAGUUAUGGAGGGUUCAAUCUCUGAUUCAACCAACGAUUUAUAUAAUGUGUUACGUGCUGCUGAAGAAACUACAAUUAAACUUGAUCAUAAGCAUAAAAGAAAGCUUACUGAGGCUUGUGAUGAAUCUGUCCACCGAUCAAGGAUUAAUGUGGAGGGCAGUGAAAUAAAAAUUGGGCCUCUAGGUAAGCAAGUGAUGGAAGAAAAUGUUGGAAAUGGCUGGGAAGACCUAGGUAAGAGUCUUUUAGUAGAUGUUGGAAAUGGUUGGGAAGACCUAGGUAAGAGUAUUUUAGUAGAGAAAAAAGGCAUAAACGAUGAUCCUUCUCUGGAUGGUACUCUACUAACGAACCCUAGCUUGUUAAACCAAGAUGGACUUCCACAGCUGAGCAAUCUUCCCCAGCAUUACCUCACGAUUGCUGAAAAAUCUAGAGGUCGUUCUGCAAAAUCAUUGGAUAGAGGAUUUGACCAGAGAUCAUCGGUUAGGAGUCAUGAAAAGCAUGAGACAGGUUUCGAGUUAAGACCUACUUUAAGAUCCUCUCAGCCUUCCAUGGACUUGGGAGAAGGACAGUUCAGACAUGGACAAAGAAGUCCUAUAUGUGAACACCUUGGGAUGCCUUCUCAUGGAUAUGGGCCUUCAGGGGGUAGAUUUGCUUUGCAUAGGAGUGAGUUUAAAGGUCUUGGAAAUCUUCAAAUAGGAGAGCAGGUAAUUUCUGGUGAUAAGAUUGGACCGGUGGAUAGUAAUAAUGGUUUUAGGCUUGGAGAUGUUGGAUCUCAGAGUAUAUAUACCUUGCAAGGAUAUCAUGUUGAUGAUGUCUCGUUUCCAGUUAAGGGAGACUGGGCGACAAAACCUUUUGAAAGUUUAGAUUUUCACUCCCAGUCAAAGGAGCAUCAACAGAAGUCUAUGGAUAUGGUCUCCACGAUGAAGCAUAAUGAAAAGAAACAUAAAAUGGCUCCUUUGGAUUCUUCUCAAUUUGGUAAUCAAAACAAAAAUGAAGAAGGCAGAUUGAAAGGUUCAGGAGAGAAAGAGGAAAACCGGUCAAUUGUGUAUCAUCAAUAUUAAUAAUUUUGAUAAAAACUACUGGUGAACAUUCUCCAGUACCUCCUAUCAUAUCAGACUUUUUUUUUAUUGACAACUAUCAUAUCAGACUUUUUCUUAUUGACAACUAUCUUAUCAGAUUUUAUGCAAUAUUUUUACUAAGACUUUAUGAAAUUUGAGUCAUAAGUUUCUGUUUACUUCUUGUAUCUCCAUACUAUGUAGUUACAGCUUUUUGUUAAGGUUGCCAUUAUCGAGUGAACAUGGAUUUUCCUUCAUAUUUUUAACUUGCAUUGCAUUAUAUUAGCAUGAAAUACUUAAUGCUUUGGUAUGCUAUCUGGUAGUAAAAAAAUUACAUGUCCAUGCGAACUAGCUAGGGUGUCAAAAUAUCUGCGAACAGUAAGCGAUCAACUCGGUUUGUAGUGAUUGGGCAGAUGCCAAGUUAUGAGAGACCUUGAUUUUGACAGUUAACCUAAGUAAAGAAACAGUAUAUGUGAUUGUGACCAAGCAUAUUUACACAAUGAAACUAAAGAGCUCAAGUCUAUAGUACUACAUGGUUUUUUUUCUUUCCUGCGGAAAGUGGAUAGAUAAAUAUAUAUCUAAUAAAUAAAAUCUUGAUUUCUUUUCUUUUUCUUCAUUCCCCACGCAACCCUUGUCAUAUUUGCUAACCAUGGAAUUUACAUGUCUCACAGAUGAUGUACCAGAUCAAUUAUACUUGUUAUUCAUACCCUAUUCUUUAAUCAGUAACUUGUGCAUGUUCCACGUCUUUCCCAUACAAAUUCUACCAAAUUUGGAGUUUGUGGUGUGUGUAUUUUGUCGCUGAUUUAUAAAUAACACAUUACCUAGAUUUAUUGUUUUGACAGAAAACUUGAUUUUACGAUUUGACAUGAUUAUAUAAUUUUAAGGUUAAUAAUAUUAUAUAAUAACUACAAUAACUAAUUUAACUGAUUUUUAUAUUUGUAUUAAGGGUAAUUACGUUUCUAGACUUUGAAAUGAAAAUUUUGCAUCUUAACUCUAUAUUUUGCUGCAUCUCAAAAAUUUAAAUAUUACAGAUUUUGCAUCUAAAUGUUGAUACAAAAGUGUACAAACAAACAAUAUCUGAAUAUUUUCAUCUAGAUAUAGAGUUUGGAUACAAACGGACAUGGCUUAAACCCCUGAAGAAGAACAAGAAAAAAAGCAAGCCAUAAGGUUGUGCACAAAUUGAAUAUCCGAAUCUUUUUGAGGUAUUCGUGAUCCGAUAUAUUUCGUCCAAAUAAUUAAUUAUCCGAUUCGAGCUGCUCCGCAGCUACUCAGAUAUUCGGUGUUUGAUAUCUAAUUCAUUAAUAUUUUGAUUGGAUAUCUGAUUUGAUCAAUAUAAAUAUUUUUUUUAAAAAACUAAAACUAAUAAAAUCCCAAAAUAAUAUAAAAUAAUUGUAUUUUAUUAUAAAAAUUAAAAUUAAUUUACUUUUACAACUCUAAUAACUUAAAUAGUCAAUUUUAUAAAUAAAAUAUUUUAAAACUUAUAUAAUAUGUAAUAGUUAUAUAAUUCAUUAAAUAUAUGUAUGUAUAUGCAUGAUCGACCGAAUAUUCAUUGUUAAAAUAUUAGUAUUAAUGAGUUGUUUUGUUUUUUACGUAUAAUGAAUAUUAAUAUGUGAUUUGCUUCGUAGAGUUACAAAAUCUAUUUUUUUGUUCGAAUCAAAACGGAUAAUUAACCAAACAAUUUUUACAAAUAUUUUUCACAACCCUAGUAAGCCAGAUAUGGAUAAAUUAACACACCAUGUUCAUUCACAUUUAAAGAGUUCAUUCCAUUCACUGACCUUAAAAAAACCUUAUUACAUUUGGAGUGUAUAAAGUUAAAAAUUACUUUUCCUUUUUCUACAAAGAAAAAUAUUCCGUCUUAAGCUAAUGGUAAAUAUCAAUCAAAUGACAUGCAGAACAAAGAUUUUGUUUCAUGAUGGGAAGAUUUAAAAAACACUCAUGAGAGCAAACUAGUUCUGUAACAGAAAGAGCAUUCAUGAAGAUUGUUAUCCUUAGGACGAGAUUGGAGAAACUCACAAGUACAUUUACUAAGCUAAUCAUUUGAGUCGUUCAAAAAAAAAAACUAAUCAUUUGCUGCCUUCAUCCUAAAUUCAAUGUUUUUACCCUCAAAAUAGAACGUUCGUAAAUAGAUAUAGUAGGGAGAUAAGAGAAAUCAAUUCAUGAAUUUACAAAGACCUUGAUUUUGACAGUUAACCUAAGUAAAGAAACAGUAUAUGUGACCAAGCAUGUUUACACAAUGAAACCAAAGAGCUCUAGUCUAUAGUAUUAUAUGGUUUUUAAUUUAUUUGAUGCGGAAAGUGGAUAGAUAAAUAUAAAUCUAAUAUAUGAAAUCUUGAUUUCUUUUUAUUUUGUUCAGUUCCCAUGCAACCUUUGUCAUAUUGCUAACCAUGGAAUUUACAGGUCUCACAGAUAAUUUACCAGAUCAAUUAUACUUGUUAUUCAUACCAUAUUCUUUAAUUAGUAGCUUGUGCAUGUUCUACGUCUUUUCCAUACAAGUUCUACCAAAUUUGCAGUUUGUGGAGUGCCGAUUUUGUGGGUGCUUUAUAAAUAUAACAAAUUACUGAAUUUCUUUCAUGUGCCAUAACUAGUCUUUCCUUUUUUUAGGUUAAACAUAUGAAUAAGAGCAAUAUAUCCGUAAACCUUGAAAUAAUAAUUUUUAUGAUAAAUUAAGUAAUGUACAAAAUAGAUAAAAUUAUUUUAAAUUAUGUAUAUUCCACCAUUUCUUAAUUACUAUGUAAUUAAUCAUAUUUUUGCGUUAUUUUGUUAUUACAUAAUACUAGGAUUCGGAUCCCCGCAAGGAAAAUGAGUAUUAAAUUUUCAGUAUUAUUUUAAAAUGGUUAGAUACUAAAUGUCUAACACAAAAAAUGAAAAUAUAUAAUUCUAUGAAAAACAAAUUAUUAGAAUUUUAUUAUAAAUAAAAUAUAUUGAAAACACUAAUGUCAAAGUCAUGAACCCUUCAAAAAUAUUAGGUUUAAUAAUCAAUAUUAUUUUUGAAUAUUGUUUCAAAAAUGAUUAUAUAUAUAUAUAAUUUUGAAAAAUAUAUAUAACUGAUAUAUUUUACUUUUUGGUAAAAUAUAUAUUUUAAACAUUGCAUAUAGAUUUAAGAUGAAAAAUAAGAUUAUUAGAACUGACGAUGCAAACUAGAUUAUUAAAAUUUUAUUAUAAAUAAAAUCUAUUAAAACACUAGUGCCAGAGUGAUACAAUCCUUCAAAAGUAUUAGGUUUGCUAAUCAAUAUUAAAAUUUUAGUAUUCUCUUAAAAAUAAUUAUUUAUUAUAUGUUUAAAACAAAAAAUGAUAAUAUAUAAAGAUUGUUUUGUAUAUAUAUAUAUUUUUAUUUAUUUAUUUAUAUAACUUAUAUAGUUAAGAAAGAUUGAGGAUAAAAUUACUAAUGCCAAACUUAUGCAAUCACUGAAAAAUAUUUGGUUUACUAAUCAAUAUUAAAUUUGCAAUUUUAGUUUAAAAUGAUUAUAUAUUAAACGUUUAAAACAAAAAUGACUUUUUGUUAAGAAAAACAAAUUAAUAUUAUUAAAAAUAUUAUAAGUGAAGGUAUAAAAUGAUGAUUUAAUACAUAAUUUUCCAAAUGUUUGUAGCACUUUAUGAUUAAUUGUUUAGAAUCAGAUAUAUUAAAAUACAUAUUUUCAAGUUACUAUAAUAAUAAAAACAAUUAAGAGUGAAAAUGUAUAUUACAAAAAUAAUGAUGAAAACGUUAAAAUCUUAGUUGUAUAAGACAGUUAUGAUCAUAAGUGAAAAUACAGAUAUAUGAAAGAUCCAACCUUUUAAAAUAAUUUUUAAUUAAUAUUUUAAAUAAAUAAUAAAUAUGUUAGUUAAACAUGAUAAAUUUUAACUAAUGAUAAAAUAUUUUUAUGUUAAAAUAUAGGUUUAGGGAAGCAAAAGAUGGUUAUCAAAAAACAUAACAUACAUUUAAUUUUAAAACUAAUUAUAAAGUAAAUAUUUCACAACCAAAUAAUAAAACCAUUUUACAACUUAAAUAUUUUUACAAAUAUAUCAAAUUCCAAAUCAGAAAUAGUUAUUCAAAUUGAGAUAAGAUAAAUAAAAGAUCUUUGAAAAAAAACAUAAAUGGGUUUUUAUUUUUUUCACUGGAUCUAAAAUGGUAUGCAAUUCUUAAUUUUUUAGAAUAUUUUUAACAGUAUAAAAUUGUUCUCCUUGAUAUAAUGAGAUUAUGCAACAAGAACCUACAAAUGAAAAGAUGUAUGUAGUAAAAUAAAUAGAGUUGAAAAGGUUUAAGUGUUAAAAACACAACUUUUCAUCUAAAUAAAUGGUUAUAACCUGAAAAAUACAACAAAUCGAAAUGCUAGCCCUAAUAAUAAUUGUUUCUUUUUAUCUUUUCAAUUUGAAGAUUCUUAGCAAUUUAACCUCUGAUUUCCUUAUAAAACAAACAAACAAAAAACCUGAAAGUUAUAAUAAAAUUAUUAAAUUAGAGAAGAUUUAUAAAUUUCUAAUUGUUAAAUGAGAUGAAAUAGGUUCUUUGUGAUGUGAUGUUUAAAAUGAACCAUAAGUUUGUUAUUAAUUUGUUUACUAAAAAAUAAAAUAAGAACUUAUUUUGCUAGAUUCCACGUAGUGUAUUAUUACCAAAAUACACAGUUUUCUGUAUUUCUAUAAAGGUUAAUCAUUUCUAUAAAGGUUUUGAUGAAAAUCUCCCGAGGAGUCGGCACUCUAAAUUGGUAAAGGGAAUAAACCUUGAUGCUAUGAAACCAUAGAGUUUCAAAGAAAAGGAUGUAGAGUGAAAGGUUGUACGAAGGAUGUGGAAAACCUCCGAUUUACCAACUCAAUUUUCUAGGAUAUGACGCACUUAGACGACAAUGAGGUUGAUUGUAUAUGAUGCACCAGGAUGAAUCGGUCUGAUCCCUUGGAUAUGUCGCACCAAGACGGAUCGAAAAGAUCAAUGGAUAUUACACACCAUUGAAAGAAAAGUGAGAAUCUCUCUCAAGAUUCCAAAAAUAAUUAACACUUAAAGCUUAUUUUAGUUCAAUAGAGAUUACAACUUAUUUAUGAAAAAACUAAACUUGUUGAGAAAGCUAGAUAAUUAAUACAUAAGAAAUCACAAAACAGUGCAUGGAAGAGAGAUAAAGUUCUUGGAACAAACAUGCAGGAGAUAAAAGUUUUCCAUGCAAUUUAGUUUCUGAUUUUCAUCAUUUUUCUUGGACUGCAAAGGAACCACUUUUUUUUGUGAACUUCAUAAAAAUUGGCUGGAUAUGUUAACUAACAUCAUGGUUGAUUUAUGAAUGUCAUCCAUGUCUUUUACUUAGUAAAUCAGCCCAAGAUCACAUUAUGUUUCCAUUUAUAUUUUGUAGUUUUUAUUGACUAAAUAAGCUAAACUGUUAUUUCUUAAAAUAACGACUGGCGGUUUUAUUUUUGAAUGGUCAUAUAUAUGAAAGACUAAGUUCAAAGUAAUAUAUUAUUCUUCUAGACUAAUUCUAUAUGAUUGUUUUUUUAGGUUAUCAAUCAUUACAAUUGUUGGUUAGUAUUGUGCUCAUCACUGUAAUUUAUACAUAAGAGAGGAUAUAUGUAAAUUUUAUAGCAGAUUUGUAAAUCAGUAAGUUAGUAUAUGUAAAGGAGCUGGGAAAUAUCUUAGUUAUAAGUGUGUCCGAAAACUUUGAUAUUUUAUAUUUGUUCAUGUUUUGACUUAGUUUUCGCACUGGAUUUAUUCAUACGGAAACAGUUUAAAUUUUAUUUCAUAAAUUUUCAUUCUAGUAUAUAUAGUUUGAAGUGAAUUAUUUAAUUUUAAUGCAUGGAUUUUGUUAAAUUUGAUUUUAUGAUUACUUUUAUAUUAACGCUUUACUUUAAACUGCUUAAAAAAUAUUCAAAGAGUAAUGAAAUUACUAUAUAAAAACAGAUGUGGUAUAUAACAAAUUAUUAGUGUUAUUAUUCUUAAUCAAACAUUUUGUAAACAAGAAAUACAAUUUAGUCUAAUAAAUUAAUGCACUUCAUUCCGACAAAUAGGAUAUCUAAUAUUUAAAUGAAGCCACAUUAAAAUAUUUUCUUUUCCGAAUUUGUGACCACAGUUUAAAAUCACCAUUUCUGAUCCUAUAUAAAAAAAUCAAACAAAUAACACAUUGGUCUUGUAAAUGUUUUUCAUCAUCUUUAACGAUUAUGUAAUAACUAGGUGUUUUGUCCGCGAUGCAUGCUUAAGCAUUUUCAUAAAUUUUUGAAAAGUUUUUUGUAUACUAUACUAGUUAUAUUGUGUUUUACAAAAAGAAUUCUUGCGAUCAAUUUAGUAUCAUUUAUGCAUUGUCUACUCUCGAAUAUAUAAAUAUAUAUAUUUCUGAACAAUUAAAUAUUAAAAUAUUUUAGUGGUAUAAUUUAAACUUGGGUCUCUAGUCAAAAAAUAAAACUUGUUUCCAAUUUAUGUAAAGAAUAUUAUUUUUUUGAAUGAGCAAAGAUUUAAGGAUGGUUAUUGUUUUAAGAACAUUAACUUGUUAUUUCUGAACAAUUAAAUAUUAAAAUAUUUCAGUGGUAUAAUUUAAACUUGAGUCUCUAGUCAAAAAACAAAACUUGUUUCCAAUUUAUGUAAAGAAUAUUAUUUUUGUGAAUGAGCAAAGAUUUAAGGAUGGUUAUUGGCAAAUAAAUGUUUGAGAACUUUAAUUUUUUUUUUCUUCUGAGAUUCUACUGCUAUAAUAGUUUAAGGGUUUUUGAAAUAUUACUAAUUAAUUGUUAUUGAUUCGAAGAUUUUCAAAUUUCAUUAAAAUUCUUUAUUUAUUUAUGAUAAUAGUUUUUCAUUCUAUUUUAACAAAAUUUAACGUUAUUAAAAUAUAAUUUACCUUUUUUAUUCAUAAGAUACAACUUUCAAAAUAUUUUGGCAAUUAAAAUAA
Brassica rapa (field mustard) is the source of this 12966-nucleotide messenger RNA. RefSeq lists its product as uncharacterized. NCBI's taxonomy places the organism in Eukaryota, Viridiplantae, Streptophyta, Magnoliopsida, Brassicales, Brassicaceae. The record is from RefSeq and is a predicted model, not a curated record.